Molecule: messenger RNA, 755 nt
Organism: Syzygium oleosum
Lineage: Eukaryota; Viridiplantae; Streptophyta; Magnoliopsida; Myrtales; Myrtaceae
Product: glutaredoxin-C1-like
Exons: 1
Coding region: 141-749 (202 amino acids)
Source: RefSeq, a predicted model, not a curated record
CAAUCCUUCGAAAAGCAGAACCCACGACAGAUCGCCCCCACGCACGCGCCGCGACAACUACAGACAAAGACCAGUCUCAUCCCCUCCUCCUUCCAUCCCCUUAUUCACAGCCAGUCUCGGCCACCUUCCCCUAUAUAUACAUGCCACGCUCCAUCACAACCCUCAUCCUCACUUCACAGUUCACAGUUCACACUCCACUUGACCAAAAGCUUCACUCGUUCGUGAUCCGACAGCUUCCUCUUCCUCUUCUGCUUCCUCUUCCUCUUCCUUUGAUCGAUCGGUUCCGACUCGAGUUCGAGCCCCAGUCGAGCCCGUUCGUCAGCACGAGAGAAAGGAUGCAAUACCAAGCCGAGUCGAGCUGGGAGUACUACAUGCCCGGAGCCAUGAUGGGGGGCGUGGCGGGGAUCGGGGGACCUUCGACGGACCCGCUGGAGCGGGUGGCGAGGCUGGCGUCGGAGAGCGCGGUGGUGAUAUUCAGCGUCAGCAGCUGCUGCAUGUGCCACGCCGUGAAGCGGCUCUUCUGCGGGAUGGGGGUGAGCCCGGUGGUGCACGAGCUCGACCAGGACCCGAGGGGGAAGGAGAUGGAGCAGGCGCUGGCCCUGCUGCUCGGGAACUACGGGGUCGCCCCGGCCGUGCCCGUCGUGUUCAUCGGCGGGAAGCUGAUCGGCGCCAUGGACCGGGUCAUGGCCUCCCACAUCAACGGGACUUUGGUGCCGCUUCUCAAGGAAGCCGGUGCACUUUGGCUUUAAAUUUAA